AUGGGAAUCUGGGAACACACCUCUGCAAAUCACCACGGCAAGGGUGUUGGUCUCCUGAUUACACAUGACUGGUUCAAAUUUCUUAUCUCCUCCUCUCAUGAUGAAAAUGGGAGGGGGGUCAUGGCUCUGUUUGGCUUCAAGCGAGGUCUGCAGCUAGCCGUGAUCAAUUGUUAUGUCCCCACACUUUCCUCCGACACACGCGUCGAGCACAACCGCAUCAUUCUCUGGGUCAAAAACCAGGUCGAGUCCCUUCGAACAAAAGGAGUCAGGGUCAUUCUGCUUGGCGAUUUUAAUGGUGUUGUCAAUCCCUCUAUCGACCGCUCCUCUACCGAUCAUACGUCUACGGUUCCGGAGUUAUCACUCUUCACAUGGCUCACCACACGCAACUUCACGGACUCGUUCCGCCUCCUACAUCCGACGACGCCACUCUUCUGCAACAGCAGCAGAGUCAAGGGGUCAAGGGCAGUGGUCAACCGUCUAGACAUGGUGUGGGUUUCCAAUGACCUCGCUGGAUUCCUGCUCGAGGUCAAGUCCUCUCACCUAGUGGCCCCUAUCCGAUCCGACCAUGCUUUGGUUGCGGCUACUUUCGACGUCCACACCUUGGUCAGCCCAACCCCACAUCACAUCCAGUCAGCCCACUGCGUGAAGAGCAAAAAGAUCCUGGUCGACGCUGCAAGCGAGGAACAGUGGUCUGAUUUUUCAAGCCAAGUGGAAGAGUUUCUUCCCCUCUACGGUCAACUGGAGUCUUAUGGACUCGCGGAAUAUCUCCAAGGUGAUCCAGAAACAACAUACGCAUCGCCUGAGCUCCUCCAGACGCUACACUACCGAAAAUAA
Messenger RNA from Gamsiella multidivaricata, 834 nucleotides. Its product is annotated as Endonuclease/exonuclease/phosphatase. Gene Ontology annotation, molecular function: DNA-(apurinic or apyrimidinic site) endonuclease activity; phosphoric diester hydrolase activity; double-stranded DNA 3'-5' DNA exonuclease activity. NCBI's taxonomy places the organism in Eukaryota, Fungi, Mortierellomycota, Mortierellomycetes, Mortierellales, Mortierellaceae. Bases 1 to 834 code for a protein of 277 amino acids. Gene Ontology annotation, cellular component: nucleus. Gene Ontology annotation, biological process: base-excision repair. The record is from RefSeq and is a predicted model, not a curated record. The transcript has 2 exons.